UCUGGUUCUCCCUCUUACAAGACACUGGUGUGAGUGAGCUUGCAAUCGGAAGGUUCAGAAAUAUGGCUGCAGGAUUGGCCAUUACAAGUGAAGGGGGUCAGUACAAUGGCAGGAUGACCUCCUUUGUUGCUCUAUCUUGCAUGAUGGCUGCCAUGGGAGGAGUCAUUUUUGGCUAUGAUAUUGGAGUUUCAGGUGGUGUGACAUCAAUGGAUCCCUUCUUGAAGAAAUUCUUUCCGGAUGUGUACAGGAAAAUGAAAGAAGACACAGAAAUUAGCAACUACUGCAAGUUUGAUAGUCAACUUUUAACCUCCUUCACAUCCUCACUAUAUGUUGCUGGCCUUGUUGCUUCCUUCUUCGCCUCGUCGGUCACUAGAGCUUUUGGGCGCAAGCCAUCAAUUCUUUUAGGCGGUGCUGUUUUCCUUGCCGGCGCAGCCCUUGGUGGUGCUGCAGUUAAUGUGUAUAUGUUGAUAUUUGGCCGCGUCUUGCUUGGAGUUGGUGUCGGUUUUGCAAACCAGGCAGUUCCACUUUAUCUGUCUGAAAUGGCACCGCCAAGAUAUAGAGGGGCAAUCAACAACGGCUUCCAAUUUAGUGUUGGUAUUGGGGCAUUGUCUGCCAACCUUAUAAACUAUGGAACAGAAAAGAUUGAAGGUGGCUGGGGUUGGCGAAUUUCCCUAGCAAUGGCAGCAGUUCCAGCUGCAAUCCUGACAUUUGGUGCACUUUUCCUCCCAGAGACACCCAAUAGCCUGAUUCAGCGCAGCAAUGAUCAUGAGAGAGCCAAACUUAUGUUACAACGUGUGCGAGGUACCACUGAUGUCCAAGCAGAACUUGACGAUCUCAUCAAAGCUAGCAUAAUCUCAAGAACUAUUCAGCACCCAUUUAAGAAUAUAAUGCGAAGAAAGUAUCGGCCUCAACUAGUAAUGGCAGUAGCCAUACCAUUUUUCCAGCAAGUAACAGGGAUCAAUGUCAUUGCAUUUUAUGCUCCAAUACUUUUCAGGACAAUCGGCCUGGAAGAAAGUGCAUCCCUCUUAUCUUCUAUUGUGACAGGGCUUGUGGGUAGUGCGUCAACGUUCAUAUCGAUGCUUAUAGUCGAUAAACUUGGAAGAAGAGCAUUGUUUAUAUUUGGGGGUGUACAGAUGUUUGUAGCACAGAUAAUGGUUGGGAGUAUUAUGGCAGCUGAGCUAGGCGAUCAUGGUGGUAUAGGUAAAGGGUAUGCUUAUAUAGUUCUGAUUUUGAUCUGUAUUUACGUGGCUGGAUUCGGGUGGUCAUGGGGUCCUCUUGGAUGGUUGGUUCCUAGUGAGAUAUUCCCAUUAGAGAUUCGAUCAGCAGGGCAAAGUAUUGUGGUGGCAGUGAGCUUUUUAUUCACUUUCGUUGUUGCACAAACUUUUCUAUCUAUGCUUUGCCACUUCAAAUCUGGAAUUUUCUUCUUUUUUGGAGGAUGGGUUGUAGUGAUCACUGCCUUUGUGCACUUUUUGCUGCCAGAGACGAAGAAGGUGCCAAUUGAGAAAAUGGAUAUAGUGUGGAGGGACCACUGGUUUUGGAAGAAAAUUAUAGGGGAAGAAGCUGCUGAGGAAAAUAAUAAAAUGGAAGCAGCAUGAAAUACAUAAUUAGUCAAAUUUUAUUGCUGUACAAAUUCAUUUUACAACUGAAGUAAAGAAUGACAGAUUUUACUUAUAUUCCCACUCACUUUCCCUGCGUUUGAUCAAGGGAAAUGAUGAAAGGUCGUUAGCCCUUGUUAGGCUCAGUACUAAAACUAGGUGAAGAGAGUGUUAUACUUGAAUGUAAUUUCGAUCAUUAACAUAAUCAAACUAAAUGAAGCUGAGUUAAAAUGAAAUUUGAGCAUGUGAAACAGUAGGUCAAGCUUUCCCUAUCUCUACUAGGAUGUAGAACAAAGUCCUAUCGAGAAGAAGAAAAAAGAAAUUAUCUAUUGUACCAGCUGGUUUUUUUUUUUUAAAUUUAAUUCUUUAGC
This is a messenger RNA of Ricinus communis (castor bean), 1966 nucleotides long. Its product is annotated as hexose carrier protein HEX6. Lineage: Eukaryota; Viridiplantae; Streptophyta; Magnoliopsida; Malpighiales; Euphorbiaceae. Gene Ontology annotation, molecular function: monosaccharide transmembrane transporter activity. Gene Ontology annotation, cellular component: membrane. The record is from RefSeq and is marked provisional. Gene Ontology annotation, biological process: monosaccharide transmembrane transport.